AUGUCGAAGGCCAUUGUCAAAACUACUUUUGAGGCGCAUCGCACGCUGCGUCCUAUUUACACCGGUGGCAGCACGUCGCUAGACGCCAGUGGCCGCAUAUUGCUAACCUGCGUGGGCGAAGAUGCCUUGAUCGUGAAUUUGGAGACUGGUGACCAGCUUGCUAGCCUGGAAGGAGAUGGAGAAAUUAUCACUAGCUUGGCCAUUUCACCCUCGGCGUCGCACGCCAUUGUCUGCUCACGGUCAAUGUCUAUGCGCAUCUACUCGCUUUCUCCUUUCGAUGAAACCUCUCAAACUAUCGAGGCGGAGCUCGUUCGGACCCUGAAGCCACACACCGCGCCUGUCAUCUCGACUGCAGUUGACCAAACCAGCACUCUCUUGGCUACGGGUGGUGCAGACGGCAGUAUCAAGGUCUGGGAUAUUCGAGGUGGUUAUGUGACGCACACAUUCCAUGACCGCGGUAUCAUUUCUGCCCUCUGCUUUUUCGAAGUGUCUACUUCGGAGGAUGCCAAAUCUGCUUCCAACAAGAAGUCAAAGAAGAAGGCAUCUGGAGAUGAUGAUGAGGAUAUGGAGGAUGCUACUUCUGGUGCUACAGACUCUACCGCAGGGUUCCGACUGGCUAGUGGUUCUGAGGAGGGUAAGGUGCGUGUGUGGGAUUUACACAAGAGAAAGUCCAUCGCAGCACUGGAGUCACAUGUCUCUCUUGUACGAAGCCUGUCCUUCUCUCCGACGGAGAAUGCCCUGCUUUCCGCAUCUCGCGACAAAACUGUGAUUCUUUGGGAUGCACGCACCUGGAAGACUCGCCGCAUCAUUCCCGUCCUUGAAAGUGUGGAAGCCGCCUCGUUUAUCGCCGAUAGUGGGCUGUGUGUUAUCGGCGGAGAAAACGGCAAACUGCGAGUAUGGGACUGCAAUAGAGGAAGCGAGGUUACCGCAGAACAGCAGGCAGGAGAGGAGUUCGAGACCAUCGUGGCCAUUCAGUACUCUCCUGGUCUACCUUUCGUCAUGACUGUUCAUGCGGACCAGACGAUCCGCCUCCACUCCGUCGACGUGUUGUCUGAUUACAAGCCAGGAUCAAGCCUUGAGCCAUUAGAGAUCAUUCGACGGAUUUCUGGAAAUGAUGACGAAUACAUCGAUCUGGCUUUCGCGGGCCCUGAUCGCUCAAUGCUUGCCCUAGCUACAAACACCGAAAGCAUUCGAUUGGUAUCUGUCGCUCCCUCGGAGGACCGGCCUUCCGCCCAGAAUGAAGAGUUCUUUGGUGCCGAUGUCCAUCAUUUGGAAGGCCACGAGGAUAUUAUCAUCUGUCUUGAUGUGGACUGGUCCGGUCAUUGGCUGGCGACUGGAGCUAAGGAUAACACCGCCCGCCUCUGGCGUCUCGACCCCAAAAAUUCUUCUUUCCAGUCUUUUGCAGUCUUCACUGGUCACGCCGAGUCAUUGGGAGCGAUUGCUUUGCCACGGGUGCCGCCAGCUGCUGGAACUCCCGCAUACAACGAUCCUGUUAACCACCCACCCGCAUUCCUUAUGACUGGUUCACAGGACCGGACCAUCAAGCGCUGGGAUACAGGAAAGCUGGGCCAACUCAACGGGGGAAAGCCUCACUCUCCCAAGGCUGUCUACACUCGCAAGGCACACGAGAAGGACAUCAAUGCCCUCGACAUCGACAGCGCAUGUGCUCUAUUUGCCUCUGCUUCCCAGGAUCGUACCGUCAAGAUUUGGGACGUGGAAGAGGGAGCUGCAGUGGGUAUUCUACGUGGACACAAGCGUGGUGUCUGGUCAGUGCGGUUUGCUCCAAAAAAUACUCCCAUUGUCACUACCGAGGGUGGAACUAGCACAAGCCGUGGUCUAGUGGCUACGGCAUCUGGUGACAAGACUGUCCGGCUUUGGAGCUUGUCGGAUUAUACCUGUCUUCUGACGUUCGAAGGCCACACAAACAGCGUCCUCAAGGUGAUCUGGCUCCCACCUCCCCAGGUCUCCAAGGGUGAUGAUGACGAAGAUGAAGACGCAUCUGCCAGCAAGGAUGCUGUUCAAACGAGGCCCCUUCUUGCGUCAGCGGCCGCUGAUGGCUUGGUUAAAAUUUGGAACCCAUACAGUGGUGAGGCCGAAACAACUCUGGAUAACCACACGGACCGAGUCUGGGCCCUAGCUAGCCCAACACCAUCUGGGUCCAGAUCUGAUAUCAAACGAACCUCCUCAAAGCUCAACAGCACACCCUUUGCCCUUGUCAGUGGCUCUGCUGACUCGACAGUCACCUUCUGGGCCGACACAACAUCCGCCACAUAUUCCGCUGCGGUAAAUGCGGAAUCCGAGCGUAUUGAGCAAGACCAGCAGCUUCAGAACCACAUUCGUGCUGGCAACUACCGCGAAGCCAUCACUCUCGCUCUCCAACUCAACCACCCUGGUCGCCUACUGUCUCUCUUCACGGCUGCUAUUGACGCUGCUGAGGACCCCAGCCGAUCCGUAGAGGAGCGUGAGAUCGCAGCAAAUAGCUUGACCGGGAACCCUGCUAUCGAUGAGGUGCUGCAAACUCUAGGUACAGCCAAUCUGCGCACGCUGUUGCUGCGCAUCCGUGACUGGAACACCAACGCACGCACAUCGCGUGUCUCUCAGCGCAUCCUCUACGCUCUGUUCCGCUCGUAUCCUGCCUCGACAUUUGUCGAGCUGGCCACGUCAUCCGUGCGUGGUAAAAAUGGCCGCGCCGCGGGCAGCUUGAAGGAUAUUAUGCAGGCGUUAGCCGCAUAUACUGAGAGGCAUUACAAGCGUAUCGAGGAGCUGGCCGAUGACAGCUACCUGGUGGAGUGGGUGCUGAAUGAGAUGGACGGCGGUGUCGGCCUGGGUGGGCUGAUGAGCCUGGGUGAAAAACGUACUGAGGUCAAGGUAGACCUGGAGGAGCAUGAAAAGGAUGUGAUUAUGUUGGAGGCAUAG
Messenger RNA from Penicillium canariense, 2916 nucleotides. Its product is annotated as U3 snoRNA-associated protein UTP13. Gene Ontology annotation, cellular component: nucleolus; small-subunit processome; 90S preribosome. The transcript has 3 exons. Lineage: Eukaryota; Fungi; Ascomycota; Eurotiomycetes; Eurotiales; Aspergillaceae. Bases 1 to 2916 code for a protein of 971 amino acids. Gene Ontology annotation, biological process: endonucleolytic cleavage in 5'-ETS of tricistronic rRNA transcript (SSU-rRNA, 5.8S rRNA, LSU-rRNA); endonucleolytic cleavage to generate mature 5'-end of SSU-rRNA from (SSU-rRNA, 5.8S rRNA, LSU-rRNA). The record is from RefSeq and is a predicted model, not a curated record. Gene Ontology annotation, molecular function: protein binding; U3 snoRNA binding.